AUGACUGCCAUCUCAAAGAUCGUAAAGCCGCUUAUCAACGAGAACGCUGUAAUGGUGUUCUCGAAGAGCUACUGCCCCUACUGCAACCGCGCCAAGGCUGCACUGAAGGGCAUCAACGUCGAAUUCAAGGCUAUCGAGCUCGAUAAGGAGGCCAACGGCUCCGACAUCCAGGCGUAUCUGGCUGAGCUCACCAAGCAGCGCACGGUGCCGAACAUCUUCGUCAAGGGCCACCAUAUUGGCGGGUGCGACGAUACCCUGGCGGCCAUCAAGUCGGGCAAGAUCCAGCAGCUGAUCAAGGGCGAGCAUGCUCAGCUCUAA
Messenger RNA from Linderina pennispora, 318 nucleotides. Its product is annotated as glutaredoxin-1. Gene Ontology annotation, biological process: cellular response to oxidative stress. Lineage: Eukaryota; Fungi; Kickxellomycota; Kickxellomycetes; Kickxellales; Kickxellaceae. Gene Ontology annotation, cellular component: cytoplasm. Gene Ontology annotation, molecular function: glutathione disulfide oxidoreductase activity. Bases 1 to 318 code for a protein of 105 amino acids. The record is from RefSeq and is a predicted model, not a curated record. The transcript has a single exon.